Molecule: messenger RNA, 1201 nt
Organism: Helicoverpa zea (corn earworm)
Lineage: Eukaryota; Metazoa; Arthropoda; Insecta; Lepidoptera; Noctuidae
Exons: 3
Coding region: 562-1029 (155 amino acids)
Source: RefSeq, a predicted model, not a curated record
AGAUAAUUAGUAUUCCGCAUCCAGUAAAUAAAUAUGUACAUAAUUCUAAUAAUUGCUUUAUUUAUUCAAUUUUUUCGACACUCAGGAUCGAUAUGACCAGUCAGUUCUAAUUACCAUAACCACUUAAUAUUAGCUGGCGACUGCUUGUUGGUUUUUGUAUGAUUUAUCUAGAUAAUAUACGCUAUGUAACUAAUUACGUUCAAUGAUAAUAAGACACUAACAACCCAAUAAACCAAUCGCUAUCAAUCAUUAAUUCAACCUCGACAUGUAGACAUGCAUAGGUAAAUAGUACAUUGUAUUGUUUCUGAGAUACGGAAAAAAAACUAUAUAUAAGGAAUAAAAAAAAUAACGUAGCACCCUGAAGUUAAUUUGUAAGAAAAAUCUUUCGACUCAUAAAAAUAUAGUCUAUGGAAAGUGCCGUGGAUGAACAUUUUUAAUACCUGAUUAUUUUUCUGAUGAGGGUAAUCUUUUAAACUUCACUUUAUUUCAAGAAGGGAACAAAGCAGCCAGCUUACUUUAACAAACGUUUUAACACUUAGUUCCCAUCAGAUUUAAAUAAAAAUGUGCCUCAAAAUCGUAUAUUUUAUACUUAUCAUCACCUGUGUAUCAUCGCGACACAUGCCACGCUUCGCUGAUCUGGACGAAGAUGACCAGCACCUCCUGCGCGCAGCCUACGACACUCCCAGCUACGAUCACAGCGACUACCAGGAAGACGAUGACAUGUCCCUGGGCAAGCUGGACUUGCUCAAGGAUGGACUGUGGGCCCUCAAAGCGAAAAUCAAUGAAAUCAAAGCGUUUAACAAAGCUUUAGCGGCAAACUUCCUGUCGACCAAACUUAAAGUGAAGGAGCUGAUGGCUAACAGUAUGGCGCUGAAGAAACAUCAUCACGUGGAAGUUGAGAAGAAGAAACCAGCUUAUAGUUAUCAGGCGCCGUCGUACCAGCCGCAAUAUGGGCCCCAAUACGCUCCUCAAAACGUAGAAACCCAGUACGCCCCGCAGCAUCAGCACGACCCUUACUACGGACAAUAAUCAUUUUCAUAGCCUACUUAUUUAUUAACAUAAUUUAUUAUAUUAACCAUCUCUCUCCAUUCUUAAGCAAAGAAUAAAGAGCUGAUUAUAAUCUUACAUUUUCUACAAUAUUUGCAUUUAUCUAUAAUCAAUGCUAUGUUUAUGUUGGUAUCAAUAAAUAAUUACAGUUUAA